Messenger RNA from Danio aesculapii, 2411 nucleotides. Its product is annotated as oocyte zinc finger protein XlCOF20. Gene Ontology annotation, biological process: regulation of transcription by RNA polymerase II. Gene Ontology annotation, molecular function: DNA-binding transcription factor activity; RNA polymerase II cis-regulatory region sequence-specific DNA binding. The transcript is spliced from 4 exons. Lineage: Eukaryota; Metazoa; Chordata; Actinopteri; Cypriniformes; Danionidae. The coding region runs from base 120 to 692 and encodes 190 amino acids. The record is from RefSeq and is a predicted model, not a curated record.
GUCAUUAAUCCGCGGCGCUCCUCCGAGUGUUGUGAAGUGGACUGAGAAAGGUGAUGUAAGACUAUUAAUGACUGACUGAAACACAGAAAGCCUGCUGAAGCGACUGAGCGAGUAUAAAGAUGGCGUUUAUUAAAGAGGAGAGUGAAGACAUCAGGAUUGUAGAAGUGUUCACACUGAAACAUGAAGAUCCUGAGGAAGAAACAGGUCUGACGGAGCUGAAAGAAGAGACUCAAGAGCCUAAAGAAAUGGAGGACGCAGAUCAGCCACAUGAUUUAAGGACUGAUGAAGAAUCCACAGAAGGAGUUCAGGAAAACGAAUCUAAUUUCAAGUGCUGUCACUGCGGGAAGUGUUUCAGCAAUGAACAAAACCUUGAAAUCCACAUGAGGAAUCAGAAUGGAGAGAAACCUUUUAUCUGCAAAAAGUGUGGAAUGGGGUUUUCCCAAAACCGAAAGCUUCACGUUCACAUGAGAAUUCACACGGGAGAGAAACGUUUUCCCUGCCCACAGUGUGGAAAGUGUUUCACUGUGAAGUACAGCCUUCGAGUGCACAUGAGAGUUCACACUGGAGAAAACCCGUACACUUGUCCUGAGUGUGGAAAGGGCUUUAAACAGAAAAACAGCUUUAAUUACCACAUGAGAACUCACAAAGGUCUGAAAAUUGUAGACACGGAUUCAGUCGAAGUGGACAUCUAAAAGUCCACACGAGAGUUCCCACUGGAGAGAAGCCUUACAUUCGGCAGAAGUGCAGAAAGGGUUUCACUCGACAGCAAAACCUUCAAGUUCACAUGGGAAUUCACACUGGGGAGAAACGUUUUGCCUGCCGACAACGUGGAAAGGGUUUCACAAAUGAAAACUCCUUCAAGUACCACACGAGAAAUCUCAAAUGUUGGAUCUUUCGUCUGCCAACAGUGUGGAAAAAGUGUCCCUGCGAAACAAAACACAACACAAGUGUGGUAAAGGUGUUGCACACGGAAACUAACUAAAGGAGAUUUUCACGUGUGACACUUUUACCACACCACACUUGUGUUGUGUUGUUUUGAAAAGUGCUGAAAGGGAAGAAGCCAGAAAGGUGAUGGAGGUUAAUACUGGUGUGCAAAGACGUCCAAUCUCUUAACCGAAAUUUAUGAAGGGAUUCAGGGAAGUAUCUCAGCGAUACUCCAUUUUCAGUCCUACCUUCAGACUGUGGAAUUCCAAAUGUGUAAUAUCUGGGAAUAGAAUAUAAACUGACAAAGUUAUACAGUGUCUGUGUUCAGGCUGCCUAGUUGUAGACAUUAAUAUUUCCCAUUGGACAGGGUCGCAGAGUAAUGUAAAAGCUAAAUUCAAGGACGCUGUGCCUUUGGCUCUAUUUACACCAGUUAAUUGUGACCCAAUUCCGAUUUUUUUGCUCAUAUGUGACACAGAUCAGAUCUGUUCUAUGACCGUGUGAACACGGAAACGAUGCAUGCGUUCGGAUAUUCGGAGAUCGGUUUCAGGUCUCCUUCAUACGUGGAAAUAAAUCGGAUAUGUGACAAUGUGACUAUCAUGUAAACGGGUAGAUCGGAUUUAUUGAGGUAUUCCGUUUUGUACGUCAUUAAACUUGCGACAAUGUGGUACUACUUUGCGGUUUAAUGACGUAGGAGGAAGAGCGCGUGGAGACGCCGACGCAGUAAACAACAACAAAGGAAACAUGGAGGAGGAUAGUGGUCAGUGGUCGACGGUAGAAAUUACCUACCUUCUUGCCCUGUGGGGAGAUGAGGUAGUGGAGGACACCAUAUAUAAACCAUAGGCGUAAGCUGCGAUGAGGGCCCUUUCCCUCCUCCUCCGCCUCAAAAUCAUUUUAAAGUUUGCCGAACUUUGCACAUUUCGCUGAGCUAAAAGCAAGACAAUCUCUUCCAUCGUGGCUAGUGUGGUGCAGAUGCUAAAACCCACCAUUAUACAUGCGCAACGUCGUAAAUUGUAUGGCAAGUGUAAACACCCCUGGCCCCUGGCAAUACAGUAUGGUAAAGUCUAGAUCGGAUACGCGGCCAGCCGGAAGUGCGAAAUGCACAUUAAUAUAGCUGCAUUUUUUAAUCACACUGUAUAACAAUAACUAAUAUUUUUACAGUACUGGGACGGUUUGGUUUAGGGGUAGACGUUAAUAAAAUACAAUAAAUGUGAAAUUUAAUAAAUAAUUCUCGUUAACUUCCGGCCGCAUCCAUAUCCGAUCGAGCAACAACCGUACAGUACUGUUACCGUUAUGCUAAUGAAUUCAGGGCUGGGAAAGUCUGUCACCAGGCUGACUCUCCUGUACUGCAUUUGCAUGCUUUAAGAUUUGUGUCCAACUCUAUGUAUCACAACCCCCUAAAAUGUAUGAAAUACAGAGCAACACUGCACUAUAUAGAGUUCUUGAUGACUGAAGUGAUGAGUUUUCAAUAAAAAUCCUGCUUCGGGAAA